Caenorhabditis elegans is the source of this 1221-nucleotide messenger RNA. RefSeq names its product Protein kinase domain-containing protein (gene Y39G8C.2). The record is from RefSeq and is marked reviewed. Gene Ontology annotation, molecular function: nucleotide binding; ATP binding. Lineage: Eukaryota; Metazoa; Nematoda; Chromadorea; Rhabditida; Rhabditidae.
UAACUUCUCACGUUGUUUUUUGGAAUAAUUUUUUUUAUUUAGACGUUAUGAUAAAUCAAACAAAACUUCUUUUUUUUUCAAAUUUUAACUUAAACUUUCGUGACCUUUCCCCUCCCCCUAAUUUUGCACCCUAUAAAAGGACGAUUUUCCCUUCAAAAUUCACAAUUCAAAAUCAAUUAUCUCCGGUUUUCAUUCAAAUCAAGUUGAUUCGUCCAGAAAAGAAACAAGAUGUCAAAUGAAGAGGAGGAGGAUGUUAACUUCAAGCCGGGAGUCGAAAUCAGCAGCGGCAAAGCCAACUACGUCGUCUCCCGCCUUCUCGGAGAAGGUGGCUUCGGUGCAGUCUACCUGGUGAAGGACACCAAGACCAACAAGACGUUCGCGAUGAAAGUCGAGCAAAAAAUGGAGAAAAGAAAGCACUCGAAGCUCAAAAUGGAGAUUGCAAUUCUGAAGCUCGUGGGCGCCGGCAAGCACUUCACCCAGAUCGUGGAUCGUGGCAAGAAGGACAAGGAGGGAUACUUCUUCCUGGUCAUGGAACUUGUCGGCAAGAGUCUGGGCGAUUUGAAAAACGAGCGAGCCGAACGGGUCUUCUCGUUCGGGACGGGACUCGGAGUUGCGAGUCAAUGCUUGGAGGCGGUCGAGGAUUUGCACAGGACAGGCUUCAUCCAUCGCGACCUGAAGCCUCAGAACUAUGCGUGUGGGCUUGAUGAGAAACGCCACAACAUUUAUAUCCUGGAUUUUGGGAUUGCCAGGAAAUAUUUGAACACCAAGAACGAGCUGAAGACGCCGAGAGAGGCCGUGGGAUUCAAGGGUACCGUCCGUUUCGCUCCACUCGCAUGCCACCGUUUCACCGAGCUGGGUCCCCGAGACGACUGUGAGAGUUGGUUCUACCUGCUGCUCGACUUGAUCCUUCCGAGAGGUCUCCCGUGGCGUAAGAUGAACGAGAAGGGUGAAGUUUUGAAGGAGAAGGAAGAGUGCCGCAAGGAGAAGCGCGACAAGCUGUUUUAUGGUAUCAAACAUGCUAGCGAGCUGAACAAGAUCCUCGACUACAUUGACUCGUGAGCCUAUCAAGAUCGUAUGGACUACAAUUUCAUCUACAAGCUUCUUGCGGAGGCGUGUACUACUGCUGGCCUCGACAUCGAUGCACCAUACGACUGGGAGACUACGAAGACUGAUCAUAGUAAGGAAGCUACCAGCUCUAAAUAAAUGAGGUUUUGAUGCUCG